AUUAGUUUUGUUCAUUCUCUGUGUGAAGGACAGAGUAUCUGAGCUCUGAAUGGAGAUCAGGACGAAUAUGAAGUGAAUUAUCAUAAUGAGACUCAUGUGAGGGACAGACAGAGCACAUUUACGAAUUACACACACAGACAGAGAGACACAGACAGACGUGUGGCUGCAGAUUUACUGUAAACUCCAGCAUUCACCUGAGAGAGCGAUCAAACUGCUCAUCACAGCGUUCCUGCAGCAAUAAAACAUCUCAGAUAAACAGUCCUUGGAGAAUUACACAAGCUUAUCUUCUGUCGUGUGUGUUGAUGUUGAAUCUGGACGGUGAGGACGAGACGCACCAGUGAACACGGGGUCUGAUAGUGAGAGAUGGAGAAAAAGACCAAUGAGGAGGAAACGCAGCGCAAGGACAGCAGUGACGUCAAAGGUCCACCUAAACAGCGUCUGACCGUGUGUUUGAUCAGCGCCGCGUUCUUUGGAUCUGUAGGAUCAUCCUUCCUGUACGGAUAUAACCUGUCUGUGGUCAACGCUCCGGCCAGCUACAUAAAGACCUUCUACAAUAAGACGUGGAUCGAUCGCUAUAAUGAGCCCAUUGGGGACGGGACGGUCACCCUGCUCUGGUCGGUCACCGUGUCCAUCUUUGCCAUCGGCGGUCUGGUGGGGGCGCUGACGGUCUCCUUCCUCAUCAAAGCCUUGGGCAGCGUUUGUGCUUCAGACGUGAAUGAUUCCUCAGAUCAUGGAGAGUGUGCUGCUACUCCGGUGAUCAGACACACUGUUUUCACCUGCUGGACAAAGAAAACGGGUACAUAUAGUAUAGUAAUUACCUAGCAACCACCCACAGUACCC
Messenger RNA from Sinocyclocheilus anshuiensis, 840 nucleotides. RefSeq names its product solute carrier family 2, facilitated glucose transporter member 9-like. Lineage: Eukaryota; Metazoa; Chordata; Actinopteri; Cypriniformes; Cyprinidae. Gene Ontology annotation, molecular function: D-glucose transmembrane transporter activity. The record is from RefSeq and is a predicted model, not a curated record. The transcript is spliced from 7 exons. Gene Ontology annotation, biological process: dehydroascorbic acid transport. Gene Ontology annotation, cellular component: plasma membrane. Bases 364 to 822 code for a protein of 152 amino acids.